Molecule: messenger RNA, 1499 nt
Organism: Orbicella faveolata
Lineage: Eukaryota; Metazoa; Cnidaria; Anthozoa; Scleractinia; Merulinidae
Product: carboxypeptidase B-like
Biological process (GO): proteolysis
Molecular function (GO): zinc ion binding; metallocarboxypeptidase activity
Source: RefSeq, a predicted model, not a curated record
UAUACAACCUUAGUAUCUCGUUUUGGCUUUUCACAAUCUAUAUCAAAUUACGCCUUUUAGUUCUGUCCUCUUGACAAAUAAGAGGGUGGUAGGGGAACCAAGCCUUAAACACCUUAAGGCUUCUUUUCAGAACACUUCAAAUCAACAUGAAGGGCGCACGGGAAGUCGCUCUCUUUCUCCUCUUUGCAUCGGUGUUUGGCGAACCCGAGUCCUUUGAAGGGCAUAAACUGUACCGCUCUUACCCAAAGAACAAGGAUGACGUAGCUUUCUUGGAUAAGAUUCUCAAAGCGGGAGAUGAUGGGAUUGACUUUUGGACAUAUCCUACGGAGUCUCUCGACCCUGUUGAAAUCCGUGUUCAACCAGUCGCCGUGCAGAAACUUGAGGCCCUUUUGAACGGUGCCAAUAUUGCCUUUACAGUGUCAACGCAAGACGUGAACAAGAUUAUCCAACAGGAAAAGGGAACUGCAAGAGCUGGGGGAUUUGACGGCUCAUAUCACAGAGUCGGAGAGAUCCAUUCUGAAAUUCGAAAACUUGCUUCUGCGCACUCCGAUGUUGCCUCUACUUUCUCUUUGGGAAAAUCCCUCCAGAGCCGUGACCAGCUGGCUAUUAAGAUUAAGUCUGGAUCAGGAAAGAAGCCUCUCUUUUUUUUCAACUGUGGAAUUCACGCCAGAGAAUGGAUCAGCCCAGCCACGUGCAUGUAUAUAAUAAGACAGAUGCUGGCCACUCGUAAAACCAACUCAGAUGUUAAGUUCAUGCUUGAUAAUUACGAAUGGAUCAUUCUUCCAGUAUUCAACGUGGACGGAUACGAAUAUACUCACACUAACAAUCGUAUGUGGAGGAAGACAAGAAGCCGAAACAGUGAUGGAAGUUACGGUGCCGACCCCAACAGAAAUUUCAAUUAUCACUUUGCAGGAAAGGGAACUUCGCAGACUCAAAGUAGUGACAUAUACACCGGAUCACGUCCAUUUUCCGAGAAAGUGACUUACAACGUGGGAAAAUAUCUUUACCAACGCAGGGCAGAAUUGAAAGGAUACAUUGAUUUUCACGCGUACAGUCAACUGUGGAUGAGUCCCUGGGGAUACACGAAUGCGUACCCUCCACAUUAUGACCAGCAGAAAAAAGCCAUGCAGGCUGCUGUUAAUGCGCUUCGAGCUGUGCAUGGAACCAGCUACAAAUAUGGACCAGCUGCCAUCACCAUUUAUCCCACAACCGGGGACACGACUGACUGGACGUUUGGUGUCUUAGGAGUAAUACAUUCCUACUGCGUAGAACUCCGGCCGAAAACCUAUAGUCAGGGGGGAUUUAUACUCUCACCGGAUAAGAUUAUCCCCGUGGGAGAGGAGACGUUUGCAGGCUUGAAAGCCCUUACGAGAAACAUGUGAUGAGAGAGAAAAAACACUAAGGAAAACAUCAGUAGUUGUUAAUUAAGAAAAAAAUCAUUGGUGAAUGUAGUUUGUAACGUUUCUUCGAAACUGAGAAUUAAACAAAAAACAACUAAA